Molecule: messenger RNA, 1974 nt
Organism: Chilo suppressalis (striped riceborer)
Lineage: Eukaryota; Metazoa; Arthropoda; Insecta; Lepidoptera; Crambidae
Source: the annotation of a GenBank genome assembly
CAGAAACCACACAGAACCACACAUGUCUCAUCGUCUGCCUACAACCCACACCAACAGGGUGUACAAUGGACUGAGACAGACCGCGAUUAUUCAUACUUUCGGCAUUGAACAAUUUAAACAUGUUACUAUACUAGUGCAAGUUAUAUUAAUGUUUCAUACCUUAUUCUGUCUUGUGUUAAAUUUGCUAUAGAUAUCUGCUUCGCUUAUUUCAAUUUUUUCCCAUCGUCAAUUGUCAAUAUCAUCAAGGAACCUGUAUAGAGAAAUUAUACCAUAAAUAUCAGAGUUGAGACACUAAGCAUCUUACUCGCCAUGAUUAAUACCUAUACAUUAUAUGUACACACACAUUAAUAUUCACAUAUACAUUCACGUCGAUUUUCUACUCAUUUUACAUAACAUUUCAUGAUUGGCAUAGGACACUUUCAGCGUAUCCUGUUUGAUUGUCAUAAGCCUUUGAUCAGGAAGCCAAAGUGUGUCAAGCAACCCUCGCACACACUCAUUUUGGCCUCCCUUGUUCAUCGUGGAGCCAAGGUGUGUCAAGCAACCCUCGCACACACUCUCUUUGGCCUCCCUUGUUCACCGUGGAGCCAAGGUGUGUCAAGCAACCCUCGCACACACUCUCUUUUACCUCCCUUGUUCAUCGUGGAGCCAAGGUGUGUCAAGCAACCCUCGCACACACUUUCUUUGGCCUCCCUUGUUCAUCGUGGAGCCAAGGUGUGUCAAGCAACCCUCGCACACACUCUCUUUUACCUCCCUUGUUCAUCGUGGAGCCAAGGUGUGUCAAGCAACCCUCGCACACACUCUUUGGCCUCCCUUGUUCAUCGUGGAGCCAAGAUGUGUCAAGCAACCCUCGCACACACUCUCUUUGGCCUCCCUUGUUCAUCGCGGAGCCAACGUGUGUCAAGCAACCCUCGCACACACGCUCGUUGGCCUCCUUUGUUCAUCGUGGAGCCAAGUGUGCAUUUUGGUUUUUUGAGGCCGACUAUGGCGGAUCAAUCCUCUGUUCUGGCUCUUGUUAUUUUGGCUGUUGGAGUUACUGUUCAUUUCUCCUUACAUAAAGUUGAAGAAGGUCAUGUAGGAGUUUACUAUCGAGGAGGAGCUUUACUUCCUGUGACCAGUCAACCUGGAUUUCACAUGAUGAUACCAUUACUUACAUCAUAUAAAGCAAUACAGACAACUUUACAGACAGAUGAAGUAAAAAAUGUACCAUGUGGUACUAGUGGUGGUGUAAUGAUCUACUUUGAGAGAAUAGAAGUGGUUAAUAAAUUAGAACCAUUCAGUGUUUUGGAUAUGGUGCGCAAUUUCACUGCGGAAUAUGAUAAAACAUUAAUAUUCAAUAAAGUACACCAUGAAUUGAAUCAAUUUUGCAGUGCUCAUUCCUUACAUGAAGUGUAUAUUGAUUUGUUUGACCAAAUUGAUGAAAACUUGAGAACAACCCUUCAAAGAGACCUUGAUGAAACGGCACCAGGGCUGAGAGUGCAAGCUGUAAGAGUAACCAAACCCAAAAUACCUGAAGCUAUUCGAAAAAACUAUGAACUAAUGGAAGCAGAAAAAUCCAAGCUCUUGAUUGCUGCGCAGCAUCAAAAAGUCGUUGAAAAGGAAGCUGAAACUGCUCGUCGAAAGGCUGUCAUAGAAGCUGAGAAAGAGGCUCAGGUAGCAAAAAUUCAAUAUGAACAGAAAAUAAUGGAGAAAGAAUCUUUACAAAAAAUUGAGUUGAUUGAAGACAGCAUCCAUAAAGCUAAACAACAAACUAAGGCUGAAGCAGAUUACUACCAUCUUAAGAAACAGGCAGAGGCUAAUAAACUUUUACUAACAAAAGAAUACUUGGAAUUGAAGAAAUAUGAUGCUCUCUCUCAAAAUAAUAAGAUCUACUUUGGUAGUGAUAUUCCCAAUAUGUUUUUACAAGCCAAUGUUGGUGAUAGUGUUGCUAAGAAUGUUAAAGUUGAGUGUUUCAACAGCACCCGGGCACAUAAAUAA